GGAGGACCAGGCCGCCCGAAGCUGAUAAAUAAGGGGCAGGGCCGCGGCUGCCGGCCAAGUUGGACGCCUCGACCCGAGCACGGGCCAGGUCAGCGCCGGCCCCGCGAGGUGAAGCCAGGCGACCCCCGUGCGGCCAUGGCCUCGCUGCUGGGAGCCUACCCGUGGCCCGAAGGACUCGAGUGUCCCGCCCUGGAAGCCGAGCUGUCGGAUGGGCUGUCGCCGCCGGCUGCACCCCGGCCCCCGGGGGACAAGGGUUCGGAGAGCCGUAUCCGGCGGCCCAUGAACGCCUUCAUGGUGUGGGCCAAGGACGAGAGGAAACGGCUGGCGGUGCAGAACCCGGACCUGCACAACGCCGAACUCAGCAAGAUGCUGGGAAAGUCGUGGAAGGCGUUGACAUUGUCGCAGAAGAGGCCCUACGUGGACGAGGCAGAGCGGCUGCGCCUUCAGCACAUGCAGGACUACCCCAAUUACAAGUACCGGCCACGCAGGAAGAAGCAGGCCAAACGCCUCUGCAAGCGCGUGGACCCUGCCUUUCUCCUGAGCUCCCUCUCCAGAGACCAGAACGCCCUGCCCGAGAAGAGCAGCGGCAGCCGGGGGCCGCUGAGGGAGAAGGAGGACAGGGGUGAGUACUCCCCGGGGGCCAACCUGCCAGGCCUCCGGGGCUGCUACCAGGAGGGCCCAGCUGGAGGGGGCAGCGCCCCCGGCAGUGUGGACACGUAUCCUUACGGGCUGCCCACGCCCCCGGAGAUGUCGCCCCUGGACGUGCUGGAGCCUGAGCAGACCUUCUUCUCCUCCUCCUGCCAGGAGGAGCGUGCCCACCCUCGCUGCCUGCCCCACCUGCCGGGACCCCCUUACUCUCAAGAGUUUGCCUCCAGUCCCCUCCACUGCAGCCACUCCCUGGGCCCCCUGGCCCUCAGCCAGUCCCCAGGGGUCUCUAUGAUGCCCACUGUUCCCGGCUGUCCUCCGUCUCCUGCAUAUUACUCCCCUGCCACUUACCAUCCUCUCCACUCCAACCUCCACGCUCACCUAGGCCAGCUCUCCCCACCACCUGAGCACCCUGGCUUUGAUGCCCUGGACCAGCUGAGCCAGGUGGAACUCCUGGGGGACAUGGAUCGUAAUGAGUUUGACCAGUAUUUGAACACUCCUGGCCACCCAGACUCUGCCAUGGGGGCUGGGUCCCUCAGUGGGCAUACCGCCCUCUCCCAGGGGACCCCACCGGGCCCCACAGAGACCAGCCUUAUCUCCGUCCUGGCUGACGCUACAGCUACGUACUACAACAGCUACAGUGUGUCGUAGAGCCGGAAGCUUGAAGCUGGUCCAGGGCUGCUAUCCUCUUCCUCCCACGCACUGAGCAGAGCAGAGACUACAUAGCGCCAUCACUGUCCUCCUGCCUCCUCAGUGGAGGGAGACUCAGAACUGUGGCCCCAGGAUAGGCUCUUCCGGUCCAGCACCCCUUCUGUUCCUUCAGAUGAGUUUCACUGGCUCCACCCAGGAGUGUGGCCCUCAGUUGCUGAAAUGCUAUUUCCAAUAGGACUUUCCUUGCCCUCUCUUCCUUGUCCCCGACACUGCAGCCAACUGUGGGCAACCCAGCAGCUCUUGGACCCUUUUCUGAUGUAGCCACAGGUGAACUUUGGGUGCUCCAGGAUCCAGGGCCUGGGAAUCAGUCUUGGUUCAGCCAUCUACCCUUGUGUAAAGCAAGGAUAGACUCAGCAGCUGAGCCCCUUCUGCUCCGCUCCGUGGUUCUUCAAGUUAGGGUCCUGCCAAGCCUGACAAAGGAAAGCAGGGAAUGUCUUAUCGAUGAGCUCAGUGAUGUACCACCUGGUGAGAAUUUCACGUGCACAGCCCCAGGACACAGGUUUUCUGCUUUUCUGAACU
Messenger RNA from Castor canadensis (American beaver), 1875 nucleotides. RefSeq names its product SRY-box transcription factor 7 (gene Sox7). Gene Ontology annotation, biological process: cell differentiation; positive regulation of transcription by RNA polymerase II. Gene Ontology annotation, cellular component: nucleus. Lineage: Eukaryota; Metazoa; Chordata; Mammalia; Rodentia; Castoridae. The record is from RefSeq and is a predicted model, not a curated record. Gene Ontology annotation, molecular function: RNA polymerase II cis-regulatory region sequence-specific DNA binding; DNA-binding transcription activator activity, RNA polymerase II-specific.